Messenger RNA from Miscanthus lutarioriparius, 2028 nucleotides. The record is from the annotation of a GenBank genome assembly. NCBI's taxonomy places the organism in Eukaryota, Viridiplantae, Streptophyta, Magnoliopsida, Poales, Poaceae.
AUGGCUCUCUGCGAUGACAACGGCGGCAACGCGUGGGGAGGCCUUGGGUCUUAUAGAGAAGCUAUUGGUUCACGGUUAGACUUGUACCGCGACAAUAAGGGUAUGUUUUUCACCCUCUAUUCGGUGGAUCCUUUGGCAAACCAUGGUAUGUCCUUCAGCAUCGUUUUCACCAUGAGUAUCUACCAGCCGAACACCCCGAUGGUACUUGUCUUCGUCAUCAAACCUGCAAGCCUCGAUAGCCGUUUAAGUUAUGCUCUCAUGAAUGUGAAUAGUUCUUGUUCGACAGCCACUGCAUCUCGCAACGUUGCCGGCAGCCACGUCUAUGCCCAAAUCAAUGCACUUGACAGUAUAGCACCUGCCAUCUGGGUACAUAUUUGCAGAGAGCCGCUACCGGACCAUUCCUCCAUGGCAAACAUGUAUAGCGUGUGGGUUGAUUACGACUAUACUAAGGACCACAUGUUGGUGUACGCAGAUGCAGGUGAAGGAACAUCGAAACCUGCAGCAGCUGUAGCCAGCAAGAUCCUCAAUAGGCAAUGGAUGUUUAAAAAAUCAGCAUCAUUUGCCUUUUUCUCUUCGAUGGGGCAACUCCUACAACUGCACACAUGGAACUCAACAGCCGUCAGGCGUCGGCCAUCAUUUUGCGCAAUGCGUCCUCAUAUCCCAAGAGGCAAUCAAUGGACCAUCGCAUUGUCCUCGGUCCUUGGAUCGGCUUGUGCCGCUGCCAUCAUGGCUGCUAUUCUUGUAUACUUGAACUCGAAAUAUAGGAGGUGGAAGAUGGAGCAGGAGAACCUCAUCCGGACCAUGCAGAACCUCCCUGGGGUGCCAACCCAGGUUGACUAUGCCGAGAUCAGAAAGGCCACGAAAAACUUCCAUGACACAAUGAAGCUGGGGAAGGGCGGAUUUGGGGCUGUCUAUAGGUGCACACUUCCUGCUGCUGCUUCAAGGAUGGGACAACAAUCGGUGGAGGUCGCCGUGAAGAAGUUUGUGCAGGAAGAUGAGCAUCGACGCUACGACGAUUUUCUGGCGGAAGUCAGCAUCAUUAACCGCCUUCGUCACAAGAACAUUGUACCACUCAUCGGUUGGUCCUACAACAAAGGGGAGCCCAUAUUGAUCUACGAGUACAUGAUGAACGGUAGCUUGGAUCAACAUCUUUUUCUGAAAGGUGGCACCGCCGGGCAGAGCCAACAUCAACAAGAGGAAACAUCGUCUAUCGGUACAUGGCAAACCCGCUACAGCAUUGCUAAGGACAUAGCCACCGGUCUGCACUAUGUUCACCAUGAGCAUGAGCCAAUGGUGCUACACCGUGACAUCAAAGCAAGCAACAUCAUGGUCGACUCGACCUUCAGCGCGCGUCUCGGUGACUUCGGUAUAGCUUCCACAGUCGCCGUAGACCGGAGCUCCGUCACCGGUAUCGCCGGCACGUGGGGUUACAUAGCGCCCGAGUACGCGUUGACCUUCAGGUCCACACGGCAGACCGAUACCUACGCAUUUGGAGUUCUCAUCCUGGAGCUUGUUACAGGCAAGAAGAACGGCGACGUCCCACCGGACGACGACCACAUCACUGACUGGGUCUGGCGCCUUCACCGGGAGGAGAGGUUGCUUGAGGCUGUGGACGCUUGCAUGCUCACCACAGAAGACGCAGAGGACGACCAGCUGCGGGAUGGCGGCGUCCUUCUGGAGGCUAAGCGUCUCCUGCACCUUGGCUUGGCCUGCACCAACCCGAACCCGUACAAUCGCCCAAGUAUGGUGGAGGCAGUGCAAGUCAUUACCAAGUUAGCGCCACCACCGGAGGUUCCUCUUGAGAGACCCACAUUCAUGUGGCCCCCUCAAGAUUGGCGCGCACGUAACUCUGUGUACAGCACGGCGUUAAGUGAUUGCGAUGAGAGCUCGACGAGCACGGUCGAGACGGUGCAUGUCAGCGACAGCCAGGAGUAUGCUCCGUCUAUCCCCACUGGAGGACAUGGCUCCAUCAGUAGCACAGUGGCGACUGGGAGCCAGUGCCACGGUUCGGCUACGUCCAGGAGCUGA